CAGUGUGUGGGCAUUGACCUCAGCUCAGUGUUUGUACAGUCGGUCAGUUUGUCAGUCGUCAGCGUGAAGAAGAGGACGGAGACGGACAGGGGACAUCGCCAUGACAACUGAGUACCAUGACGAGACUGAAGACGACAGCAGCUCCUUCUGGAACAAAGAGCCUGCACCUGUCUUCCUCUCAGGUGUCUCCAGGUUCAGACGCUGGUUGUUUCCUGCUCUGACAGCUGCUGUCAUCCUGAUCCUGAUCAUCUCACUGGGAGCCAGCAACAGCAGCACGUGGAGCAGACUGUGGUCGGUGGAGAAAAGUGUCUCCAACCUGACGGAGGUACAGAGCGCCGGACAGCAGCUCACACAAGGUGCAGCCAAAGACAUUCAUCGUCUCAAGUUUGCCGUGGAGAGCAACAAGGACCAGCUGACCUCAGUGUCGGAGGCGCUGAAGCAGCUGUCGGCUCUGGACUCCCUCAGCAGGACGGUCGCCACGCUCAAGUGUUCCCUCGAACGCAUCAUCAACAACGGUUCUGUGGGGGACGGCUGCUGUCCUCUUGAUUGGACUCUUUCUGGCUCCAGUUGUUAUUUCUUCAGUAAGACCGCUCUGGCCUGGGACGAUGCCAGAAACUGGUGCGACGGACACGAAUCUCACCUGGUCAUCAUGAACACUGACGAGGAGUGGACCUUUGUGACCCAUCACAGCAUGGGAACCUUCUACUGGGUGGGUCUGACCGAUGAGAGGACGGGACACUGGGAGUGGGUCAACCAGACGCCGUACGUCAUGAACCGCAGACGGUGGCGACCCGGUCAGCCCGACAGCUGGACCGGUCACGGUUUCGGGCCCGGAGACGAGGACUGUGCUCACCUUCACAGCGACGGACGCCUCAACGACCUGCACUGCUCCCCAGGCUGCGCUACAUCUGCCAGAGACACAGCCAGCGCAGCUGAGCAGCAGGCUCCGCCCACACACCGCUCACCUCACACAGGUGUUCAUCUACUGCGGACUGCAAACACAAACACCAUCAAGUCGUUGUCUUAGUUUUACUUCCUGUUCAGACUCAAACAGCCAACGAAUCUCCAAAUAUGCAUUGUGUGAAUCAGUCUGAUAUUUCUCCAAUAAACACAUCGAUGAGUCUCA
This is a messenger RNA of Acanthopagrus latus (yellowfin seabream), 1126 nucleotides long. RefSeq names its product asialoglycoprotein receptor 1-like. Lineage: Eukaryota; Metazoa; Chordata; Actinopteri; Spariformes; Sparidae. The record is from RefSeq and is a predicted model, not a curated record.